UGAAAUAUGGCGGCGUUAGAGAUAGUAAACAUCUCUGGUUCCAAUUCAUAACAUUAACCUUUAAUACUAAAUUAAUCUGCACAUGGUUGAAUUUGUGACAAUAUUAGCAUGCCAUCUGAAAAUCGAAGACCCAAGGAUGAUACGUGGACCCCUGCAGAACUGAAUAAAGCUUUAAAGGGUUCAAAGGAUGACACCCAUCAUAGUAAAAAGAGAAAAGAAGAUGAUGGUGAACGUCGACAUCACAGGGAAGACUUAAAUGGAUCAGAGCGCAGGAAAGAUGAGGAGAAAAGGUCUCAUAGAAAGGAGGAGGAUGAAAGAAAAGUAAGACGUCACAGAGAUCAGGGAGACCCAGGUGAAAAGGUUGAACUUACAGAGACAGCAGUUGGUUCUGAUGAGAGAGAGAGGUUACGACAAGAGCGAAGAGCUAAAAGAGAGGGAGGGACAAAAGAGGAAAAAAAAUCAAGACCAAAAGAAAGUAAAUCUGUAAAGAUAACUGAUGAUGAUGAGGAUAGAAAAAAGAGGCACAGAGACAGAGAUGAAGAAGGACAUAGAGAAAGAAGAAAUAAAACUGAAGAAUCUCAAAAAACAAAAGAUGGCAGGGAGGGAGACAGAAAGCUGGAUAAAGAUAGAGAAAGACGCCAUAAAGAAGCUGAAGAUAGGGAACACAGGCGUCGACGAGAAGCUGGGGAUGAGGAGAGGAAACAGAAGCACAAAGAGGAAGAUAGCUCAUCACGACGUAGACAUAAGGAGGAAGAUGGCAGUGACAGGCGCAGGCAUAAGGAGGACGAAGGUAGUGAGAGGCGCAGGCAUAAGGAAGAAGAGGGCAGUGACAGGCGCAGGCAUAAGGAGGAUGAGGGCAGUGAGAGGCGCAGGCAUAAAGAUGAAUCUACCAAACUCAAGACCAAAAAUACCGUGGACGAUGAAGAGUUGGAACGUGAAAGACGAAGGCAAGAGAGGAGAGAGAGGCAUGAGCGAGAGAAACAGAAGGACAAAGAGAGUGACACUGGGACAAGACAUAAAGACAAGGAUAGAGAGAAGGAGAGGGAUAAGGAGCAUCACAGGAGAAAAGAAGAAAAAGAAAAGGGUGAAUCUAGAGAUGAGAAAAAGCAGAGAAGCUCAGAGAAACAUCGGGGCAGAGAUUAUGAUGAGGAGCACGAAAUAAAACAAGAACCGAAAAGACAAAGUAGCAGACACCACCAGGAAUCUGAGAAAGAAUUGGGCUCCAGUCAUCGCAGGAAAGAUGCGGAAGAUGAAGAAAAUGAAGAGGAUGCUUACAAUUAUGAAGAAGAUUUUGAGGAUUAUGAUGAUGACUUUGAAGAUGAUGUUGAUGGAGACUCGGACAGAAAAGAGAGGAGGAAACAUAUUGAUAAGGGAGGAGAAAUGGAAGAAGUACUGCGAGCUAUAGAUGAGGAAAAUAAUCGUUUGGCCUCGAUCUCUCGCAAAUCCAACUGGUCUGACUCUACGGACGAUGAUCGCCUGAAAGAGAGUAGAGAUUACAGUGAACCUGUACAAAAGAAUACAUCGAAAACAAAGUCAUUUAUCAAUUUCGUAUCAGCUAAGCAACGAGUAAUGAGUAACACAAUCGCAGGGAAAACUCGUAAGAGAUUUGAAGACCUGUCCAAGCUGAUUGAACUGGACGUAGCAAGGUACGAGAUGUUUGACCUCCCUCCUGUGCAGGAGUAUCAGAUCUACAUGCGCACAUUUGGACGCUCGGACACAAAGCAAGCCUACGUGCAAACAAGAGAUGAUGAUGCUGAUAAGGAUGUCCAGACGGAGGAGGUUGAAAGCUUGAACAAGUGGACCCAGCAUCCGCCUGAUGAUGAAACUGCUGUAGGAGGGGAGGGAAUAAAUGUUCAGUCUGCAAGUGAUGUAGAUAAAACUAGUGGACCAACAGAUCCUGAAAAGCUGUAUUUAUUUUUGGAAAAGGUUGGCCAGUUUUUAUUCACCAUAUUGGAUGAAGAGUCCAAGAGCAGUUCUGAUGAGGAGAAGAGAAAAGAUAGCAAACCUAAAACAAGUUUCAGUAAAAAGUCUUUCCAACUUGGCAUGCCAGGUCUCUUGAAAGAUCGACAUGUUGAAGCACUUUCAUUUUGUCAAUCGGAGCCAAACUUUUUGAUAUCCGUCCAUUCUCCAACUGUGAAUAAUCCUCAGAAAAAUGCUGAAAAAUCUGGCUCAUCAUCUGUAGAUAAUAAGACAAAAUCUGCAUUAGAGAAACUGUCCAUUAUUUGUGUUUGGAAUAUAUCACAACCAACAUAUCCAUUCAGGAUAUGUGGGAGCUCUAUGAAAAUAACAUCAGUUUGUUUCAGUCCGACAAAAGCAACACUAGUGUUUGCCGGCAUGUAUGAUGGGUCAGUUGCACUGUGGGAUCUCAGAGAGCCUGUGUCACUGCACAGGAACCUGGUUGUGGAGGGGGAAAAAUAUCUAAUCCGUUUCCCAACCUACAAUUCUGCUGGUAUCAUGGAGUCAGAGAACCAUCACAGCCCUGUUGUAGCUAUAGCUCCUGUCUAUGCUCAAGUAAUUGGAUCUCAAAAGGAUGAUUCUACAACAGAAUCCAGUUCUGGGUUGUCAUUCCAGCUGUCUUCAGUAGAAGAAAGGGCAGUCAUUAACUUUUGGGUUGUGGCUGAGAUCUCUGGCACUGACCCAGCAGGAUCAGAAAAUGAACUUGGUCUGGCACCAGGGGGGAGGAUCAAACUUUUGAGGAGCUCCUCCAUUGUUUUGACCAACCCAAACAGAUAUUUAUCCAAUUCUGAGGAGUUGAAGGCCUUAGAUUUACGUUUGAAUCCUGGAGAUUUGAAUCAUUUUUAUGUAGCUACUGAUGCAGGCUGUGUUGUACAUGGGGUUAGGUUUGGCAAGGGAGCCUAUCCACACUACCACUCUUCUGUAGUUGAUUCUCCAGUACCCAUUACAGCUUUAGAUUUUUCUCCAUUUGGGCUGCCUUACUUUUUGGCUGGCUGCCAGGAUGGAACCCUACAUUUAUUUCACUGCACAUUAGAGCGGCCAGUGGCCACAUGGAAAGAGUUUCUGACCGGGGCCAUCCUGAGUGUCAGAUGGUCCCAAAGUCGGCCGGCCGUGUUCUUUGUUUUAGAUGACAGCUCAGCCGUGUGCACGUUUGACCUGGUGGAGAAUGGACUGGGUCCAGUGAAGAUGGAUAAACUGACCACUGCCAAAGCCACAGUUCUGGAAAUUGGAGGUGAUCCAAAUUUAUUAGCCAGUGGCGCCACUAGGCCGGCACACAUGGUAAUUGCAAUGAAUAAUGGUGCCGUAGAAGUGAUGAGCCUUAAUGAUGAGAUGAGGGAACAGCAGCCUUUAGAAGAGGAGUUCAUGGCUAGAUAUGUGGACAGAUACUAAAGAUCAUUUAUAGAUCUUUUGUUUGGCUUUUUUUCUUUACUGCUGUCAAUCAAAAUAUUUCUCUUAAAGUUAGUUGUUGUGUUCUAGCUCAACAGUAAAUUUAAUUUAAAAUAGUGUUUAGAGUAGGAGCCCUUUGAACUUUUUGUUGUUGAAAAGCUGGAAGGUAGCAACAAAACAAAAAUCUAGUUUGUGACUGUUGUUUAUAAAGAAAUCAAUUUAUGCCAGGUAAAAGAAAUUAUUUAUAUGUUGCAUAAAACAAUGCAAUCAUACUUUAAAAAUAUUUCUUUAUUACUUUUGAAAUUAAUAUAGGCUUUACAAAUUUUAUACCUUGAUUAAAUAUUUUAACUAAAUCAGUGUAAAUUGGUGUAAGGUGGCUGUUUGAAAACAUCUUGAGGUAAAAAUAGUGAAACACAAUCAACAAAUCAAUUUUUACCUGUGUAAACCUGCAUCUAUUAAUUGAGAUUAAUUAUUUAGGUCGUGUAAUGUACAAAUUAUCUUUGAAGCUUAGGAGUUCAGUCAAACAGUUUUAAAAAAAUGUCAGCUUUUCAGAAUAAUUUUUCUGUAGUUAGAUGAUUCCUUUGGGUGAGCUGCAGGUAUAAAUUAAACCUUAAAGUCUUUACUAAGUGAUAUUUUUUUUACAACUUAAAUCAGUUAAAAUAAUUCUUUAACUUAUGUGCAGUUUCUAUAUAUCCAAUUUGUGAAUCCAAUGAAUUAAUUUGUUGUUUAAAUUACUUACAAAUGAUUAUUUGUGAAUGAAAUGAACAAUUUCUUUGAAUCCCUCCAUGAUCUGUAAGUAUCACAACACCAGGUAAACAGAUACCAGCAAUUUUCUUUACUUGUGAACUUAAAAAAUGUAAUUACAUGUUUUUCAAUAAUUUAAUAGUUGUUUUUUUCAAUAAACACAUUGAUCUACUUAAAAUUUAUUUAUUUUGAUUCCCAGAAUUCAUUUGGAAUUGUAAGCAAACUAUUAUUUAUGUUGGAAUUUGAAGUAUUGCAAUUAAAAAAGUGUUGUAUAAGUGACCUGUUUAGCUUAUCUGUGAUACUUUAUUCAUUUAUUUGUUUUGUAAAUCUUAUUGCUUUUUUUCUUUCACUCAUUUGAAUAAUGAUGAGAAAUCUUUUUCCUUUACAUUGCUUGAUUUACAUGCAAUUUUACUUUUCUUGCAUAAAUUAUUAAUUAGGUUUCAAAACACAUAUCUACUUUGAAUAUUUGUUUAAUAAAUGUUUGUUAUAAACUAAAAAAUAUGAAAAAUCUAAAGUGUCGAGCCCAGGUUUAAAAACUUGUGACGUUUACGCUAGCAAGUAUGCGGUCUACCUCUAGACCACGCUGCCCCCACCAUAUUGUGUACUACUAGUCUCACUUCUACACUAACUUUUCUCAUAUGAGUAACAGAUCUUUGACAUUUUACUGCAGAAUUAUAUACAUAUAUAGACCUCUGUCUGUUUAAAACAAAAUUUUUAAAUAAUUUUUUACAAGCCACUUGUAUAAAUAACUUUUAAUUUAUUGUGCUCAAUUUUUGUUUUGAUAAUCUAAGAAAAUUAAAUCAGCUAAAUAAAUGUGACAAACUAGUACUUUUGCUUAAUGACAUGAGUUGACAUUUGUCUUGACAUAAGGAUUGAAAUCUGUUUCUACAUGUGCGUUCAGAUAUUUGUUGACAUUUGUAUAAACUGCUAGUGCUAAUAUAUAUUUUCAUUUAUCAACGAUUCUCCCCAUGUGUAGACUUUGACUUACAUUCUGACAGAUCUGUUGAUAAAUGUUGGCAUUCCAGAUAAUGACUUGAACAUUUUCAAAAUUAUUUUUAAAUUUGUGAAUUAUUUCUAUGAUUUUAUUUUUAUAUUGGUUUUUGAAAAAUGCUUAAAUAUUGAUUAGCCAUUAACCAGUAGCUAGUAUUGUCAUUGAAUGAUACUUCAGUGCGAAGUAUUUUAACAGUUUCAGUCCUGGGCUGUAUCAGUUAAUAAAUAUGAAGUAAUGGCUAAUUAACAACCAAAUAAUGUUUAACAGGCUAGGUUUGCUCUUUGAAUAUCUUGUUUGUUCUGUACAAUAAACAUAUUUGACUUGA
Physella acuta is the source of this 5402-nucleotide messenger RNA. Its product is annotated as cytoplasmic dynein 2 intermediate chain 1. Gene Ontology annotation, cellular component: cytoplasmic dynein complex. Gene Ontology annotation, molecular function: dynein heavy chain binding; dynein light chain binding. Lineage: Eukaryota; Metazoa; Mollusca; Gastropoda; Physidae. The record is from RefSeq and is a predicted model, not a curated record. Gene Ontology annotation, biological process: intraciliary transport.